Podospora bellae-mahoneyi is the source of this 5580-nucleotide messenger RNA. RefSeq names its product putative PKS/NRPS-like protein biosynthetic cluster. The record is from RefSeq and is a predicted model, not a curated record. The transcript is spliced from 8 exons. Gene Ontology annotation, biological process: fatty acid biosynthetic process; secondary metabolite biosynthetic process. Gene Ontology annotation, molecular function: oxidoreductase activity; fatty acid synthase activity. NCBI's taxonomy places the organism in Eukaryota, Fungi, Ascomycota, Sordariomycetes, Sordariales, Podosporaceae. Bases 1 to 5580 code for a protein of 1859 amino acids.
AUGGCAAGCUCCACCAGCAAAGACAAACACCCCAACACCCCAGCCAUCAUCGGCAUGGCCUACCGGGUGCCCGGAGCCAUCACCCCAGCCCGUAUCUGGGACAACCUUCAGAACAAGGACUUGGAGUACUACCCCAAGUACGCCAUCACUGGGACGGGGAAUUCCAUUCUUAGUAAUAGGAUUUCGUACAUGUAUAAUCUUUCUGAUGGGAGGUGUAGGAGUUUUGAUAGGGAUGGGGAGGGGUAUGUGAGGGGUGAUGGGGUUUGUGCGGUGGUGCUGAAGAGGAGGGAGGAGGGGGUUGGGGAUGGGGAUUGGGUGAGGGCUGUUGUGAGGGGUAGUGGGGUUAAUCAUGACGGGAAGACGGAUGGGAUUACGCUGCCGUCGGCGGAGUUGCAGGAGGGGUUGAUUAGGGAGACGCAUGGGAGGGCGGGGAUUGAUCCGGAUGAUACGGGGUAUUUUGAGGCUCAUGGAACGGAGACCAAGGCGGGCGAUCCUCGUGAAGCUGCUGCUAUCGGUAAAGUCUUUGGCACGUCUACCCGCACGAGACCGCUUUAUAUGGGCAGUGUCAAAUCCAAUAUUGGACAUUUGGAAGGCGCGGCUGGUCUUGCGGGUAUUAUCAAGGCGACGUUGGCUAUUCAGAAUGGCAAGAUCCCGCCCAAUAUGCAUUUCCACAAGCCUAGCCCGGAGAUACUCUUUGACGAGUGGAAACUCAAGGUUCCCACUUCUGCCCUGGACUGGGUCGAGUCAGAUGGAAAGCCGCGCCGGGCAAGCAUCAACUGUUUUGGGUAUGGCAGUGUGAAUGCCCAUGUUGUUCUUGAACAACCUCUUGACUCCCCAACUGUCAUAGUCAAUGGUGUUGACAAGGCCAAGGCGCGGCCGUACCUGCUUCCGCUCACUUCACACUCGGAGGUAGCCGGUGAGAAAGCGAUCAGCAACCUCGCCAGUUACCUCAGCAGCAAGAAGGGGGGGGCUGGCGUUGAAGAGCUAGCCGACGCCCUUUCAUCCGGGGCAUCAAGCGCUAAAUGGACUCAACCUCUUGACUGUGAACAGCCUAUUCGAGUAGGGUAUGUCUUUACGGGCCAGGGUGCCCAGACAUAUGACAUGGGCCGGGAGUUGAUACUUCACUCUGAAGCGUUCCGGGCAACACUGGAGCGUUGCGAUGAGGCUUUACAGACGUUGUCUGAUAAGCCUGACUGGAGGAUUGUUGAUGAGCUCCUUCAUGAUGAGGAGGGGUCGCGGCUUUCUAAAAGCAGGUUCUCGCAGCCGGUGUGCACGGCUGUUCAGGUUGCAGUUGUUGACUUGUUGUCUGAUUGGGGAGUGAAGCCGUCGGCGGUGUGUGGGCAUUCGUCUGGUGAGAUAGCAGCUGCGUAUGCGGCGGGUGUUUUGUCGCUUGGAAGGGCGAUUUUCACGGCGUAUUACCGUGGGUUGUACAUGUCUGCUGGCCUUGAAGCAGCAGACUGCAUCCCAGGGGCGAUGAUGGCGGUGGGACUGUCAGCAGCUGAGCUAAAGGUUGAGUUGGGGGCGUAUGCAGACCGGCUCACUAUCACGGCUAUCAACAGCCCUUCUAGCGUGACGGUCUCGGGAGACUUGGAUGCAGUCACGGAGUUGAAGGAGAAGUUGCUUGCUCGGAAGGCGUUUGCCCGGCAGUUAAAAGUCGAGCAAGCUUUUCACUCGCACCAUCUGGCUCCCAUGGCUCCACGGUAUCAAGCCGCGCUGGAGGGGAGGGAGUUGGUUGUUUGUUCGCAGAAGCCUACCGCUAGGAUGCUCUCUAGUGUCACUGCCCGUGUCGUCUCCCACUCCGGGUCGCUCGGGCCGGGGUACUGGGCAGCAAACAUGGUCCAACCAGUCCGGUUCUCUGACGCUCUCACUGGAGCGGUUCUGGAUGAGGAGGAGAAACCAACAGUGGAUAUCCUUCUUGAAAUUGGCCCUCACCCAGCCCUCAAAGCUCCCGCUAAAGAAGUCCUCAAACUACUCGGGCUAGACAAGACCCCUUACCUCGGCACGCUCUCUCGUGACCGCUCGGCAUAUGAGUCCCUUCUUAGCACAGCAGGAGAGCUUUUUACUCUCGGAUACCCCGUUGAUUUACCAGUCAUCAACGGCCCUGGCAACCGCCUUGUGGAUUUACCAACCUACGCGUGGAACCACAAGAACUACUGGUCUUUGAACCGCCUCACCACUGAGCACCUCCACCGCGAAACACGACACACACUUCUUGGAGUUCCCGUUCCGGGGGGGGCUCAUCACAUCCCAAGGUGGAGGAAUUACAUCCGGUUGCGUGUGAUCGCUUGGUUGAGAGAUCAUUGUGUAGAUGGGAAGGUGGUUUUCCCCGCGGCGGGUUAUUGCUGUAUGGCUAUUGAAGCGGCGGUCAGACUUGGGGACCGUAGGAACGAAAGGAUUGCCGCGGUGCAUCUGAAGGAGGUUUUGAUAAAACCCCCGCUUGCUCUGAGGGAGGACCAUGACGAGGGGGCGGAGACGGUGUUGGAACUGAGGCCUGUGGCGGAGUCGGCGAGGACGUUUUCGGAGGAGUGGUUCGAGUUUGAGGUUUCGAGUUUAGAGGAGGGUCUGGAGACGAGGCAUUGCCAUGGGAGGAUUUGGGUUGAGUAUGGCGAGCCGAGGGGGUUGAGGUCGUUGGCAAAAGUGGAGGGGGUGGAGGAGAUGAGGGGGAGGUCGGAUAGGUAUGUGAGUGCCAAGUCGCUGUAUGAGAGGUUGGAGAGGCUGGAUUUGAAGUAUGGGCCUUACUUUGCGCUACUAAAGGGGGAUGUUGUCUCUGGACCGGGUCUUGCGGUUGCCGAGUUUGAAUUUUAUCCGAUGGUGUUUCCGAAGCAUGAGCUGGAGGAGCGGACGGUGCUUCAUCCGACGUUGUUGGAUUCGAUGUUUCAUGAUAUUUCGGGGAUAUUGGUGGAGCAAGGGGGGAGGGGGGAGAGGAGGAGGUAUACGGUGCAGACGAGGACGGAGUUGCCGAGUCAGAGGAUGGCGGUUAAUCAUAUUUUGUUGAGGGAGGAGGGGUCGGGGGAGUUGAUUAUUGAGGCCACGGGGAAUGAGGUUACUGCGUUGGGGAGUGAUGGUCAGGGGCAAGGGAGGGCGUUGUUUUUCCGGCAGAGGUGGCAGCCUUGUUUUGAUUUGUUGGAGGGGGCCGAGGUUGAGGGGGGAGUUGGGGGGCUGGUGAGGUUGUAUACCUUUCAGCAUCCUACUUCGAGGGUUUUGCUGGCUAUGAAAUACGCUGAGGCUGAAGCUCUGCUGGCUCAUUUGGCAGUGCCAGUCACGGGCCGACCGCUGUAUGAGACUCUGCAUAUUCUGAGCGAGGAAACUCAGUGGUCGGAAAGGUUUGAUGUGUUGGCUGGGCCAGAAGGCCGGUAUGAUCUCGUUAUCGUGGGCAAGGACGCUGAGCUUUCUCCUGAGGCACUGCAAAUAUCACUUGCCAGCAAUGCUGUGGUUGUCACCAGCGAGUCUCUUACGGAAUGGACACCGGUUGCAACCGCUUCCGAAUGGGCCGCUUAUCGCCCAGCAACCAACGUCUCCACAGCUCAGAUUGACUUGACAGUGAUCCUACCAACUGUUUCCUCGGAAACAACACGAGCCAUCCUGGAAGAACUCGAGGCAUUCCCCUACAUCGCCUCAGUUACCACCACCACCAUAAACGAAGUCACCGCUCAUAAUCUCGCCACCAAGCACGUCGUAGUCCUAAGCAGCCUUGACAACCACCCAAACCCCAUCGACCCCCCCUCAGAAUGGUUCGGUACCCGCCAUCUCCCCACCCUUGAAAACAUCACCCUCAUCUGGCUCACCCUCGGCGCAACAAUCCAAUCCACCAACCCCUCUCACGCCAAAAUUCUCGGCGUCCCCCGCGUGGCCCGCAACGAAAACCAAGCCUCUCGCCUCCUCUCCCUCGACAUCCAACCCUCCACCUCUCCCGCCAUCAUCACAAAACAGAUCCUCCCCUGCCUGUCAACCGCCUCAGAAGAGGACUUCUCCCUCCACCACACAACCCUCCACAUCCCCCGCAUAGAAGAAGACCUCCCCCUCAACCGCAAAAUCGGCCUCCUCGAAACCCUCCACUUCGUCCCCCUCCCCCAACACAACACCGCCCUUGGUGAUAACCAAGUCCUCAUUCGUGUCAAAGCCUCCGCCCUCAACUUCCACGACCUGACUGUAGCGUUGGGGAUAAUCCAAGACUACAACAUGGGCAACGAAUGCGCGGGUAUCAUCACCGCCAUUGGCGCCUCCGUUACUAACCUUUCCCCUGGGGACCGGGUGGUAGCUUACCGUCCUGGCCAGGGGGCACAUCAGACUUUUGUUCGUCAGGAUAGUGAGAUGUGCGUGAAGAUACCUGACACAAUGUCAUUUUCUUUGGGGGCGAGUCUGCCCGUCACGGUGACGACGGCGUUUUAUUCGCUUUUCACGGUGGCGAUUCAGAUGGCGAAAAAUAUCGGGGCGAGGGUGCUGGUUACUUGUUCGGAGGGGAAGAGGGGGUUGAUGAGGGAAAGGUAUGGGAUGGGGGAGGGGGAGGUGUUUAAUUCGAGGGAUGAUUCUUUUUCUGGCUGGGAAACUGCUCAUGCCACGUGGGGGUGUUUGGCGCCGUUUGGGAGGUUUGUCGAGAUUGGGAAGAGGGACAUACAUCAGAAUUCGAACUUGGGGAUGGAUCCGUUCAGAAGGAAUGUCAGUUUUGCUUCGGUAGAUAUGAUUUUGGUUUAUGAGUUGGAUAAACCUCUGGCGGCGAGGUUGUUGGGGGAGACGUUUGAGAUGGUGUUUUCUGGGGAGGUGAGGCCGCCUGAGAGGUUGUUUGAGUAUUCUUAUGGUCAGGCGGAGAAGGCGUUUCGGUUGAUGCAGCUGGGGAGGUAUACGGGGAAGAUUGUUCUUACUGUUGAUGAGGAGGAGGAGGAGGUGGUGGUGAUGGUUGCCCCGCCGAGUUAUGAUCAGAGGCUGUUAUUCAAGAGGGGUAGGACGUAUCUUUUGGUUGGGGGGCUGGGGGGGCUGGGGACGGCGACGGCGGAGUGGAUGUAUCUUCGUGGGGCGAGGAGGUUUGCGUUCAUGUCCCAGUCGGGGGAUCAGAGUAAUAAUGGGAGGAAGACGGUGAAUUGGCUCAGGUUGAGGAAAGCUGAGGUCAGUGUUUACAAGGGGGAUGUGGGUGUUUUGGCUGAUGUUGAGAACGUCGUUCGGGAGAUUGGUCCUUCGCUGGCUGGCGUUUUUCAUAUUGCGGUUGUGCUACAGGACGGCAUGAUCAGGUCGUUGUCGUUUGAUCAGUACCAAACCGGGCUGCCCACCAAGUGCACCGGUGCGUGGAAUUUGCACACAGCAACGUUGGGCAUCGACUUGGACUUUUUCGUCUGCUGGUCGUUGGUGUCGGCCAUCUGCGGUAACAAGGGACAAGGAGCCUAUGUUGCCGCCAAUGCGUACAUGGAUGCCUUCAUGCGCUGGCGACGGGAGCAGGGCCUUGUCAGAACGACUACGAAUCUUGGUGCUGUGCCCACGAGGGGCUUGGUUGCUGAGAAUGAGCUUGUCAGGAAGAGCCUCGACAGAAACAAGCUCGAUAUCCUCACGGAGCAAAAACUCAUGUUUUUGAUGAGGAAGCAGUACAGCUGA